CGGUCAAUAGUCUUUUUUUUAUUUGCAUAAAAAGGAAUCUUGGAAUUAGGCAACGUAACUAGAGUGACUAACCACUAAAAUUUUGAACAAAUAUUAAAAAAAAAAAAAAACAAUCAAUCAAUAUCUGCAGUUUUGUCCUCACGGAAUAUACUCUUCCGAAUUAUAAUUAUCUCUCUAGCUUCUGAAGAAGAAAGAAGAAGAAGAAGCAGCGAUGGCACAUAUAUUACUACACGGUGAUCUUCAUGCAACUAUUUACGAGAUCGAUAAGCUACAUAUUGGAGCCGCCAGCAAAUUAUUCCAUAAGGUUGUAGAAGGCGUGGAGGAAGUUCUGGGUUUCAAAGAAACCGCGUCGAAGCUGUACGCCACGAUCGACCUGGGUCAGGCGCGCGUCGGGCGAACGCGCCUCCUGAAGCACGAGCACACAAACCCGCGGUGGUACGAGUCCUUCCACAUCUACUGCGCCCACACCGCCUCUCAGGUCAUCUUCACCAUCAAAGUCGACAACCCCAUCGGCGCCGAGCUCAUCGGCCGGGCCCACAUCCCCGUCUCCGACCUCAUGUCCGGCGACGAGAUCGACACGUGGCUCCCCAUCCUCCACACCAACAACAAACCCGUCCACGGCCACCCCAAGAUCCACGUCAAGCUCCACUUCUUCGACGUCGCCCGCGAGCGCUGCUGGUCCCGCGGUCUCAAGAGCCCGAAAUUCCCCGGCGUGCCCUUCACCUUCUUCCAACAGAGGAAAGGCUGCCGAGUCACUCUUUAUCAAGACGCGCACGUGCCGGACGAUUUCAUUCCCAAAAUACCCCUCGCCGGAGGGAAGUUCUACGAGCCCCAUCGUUGUUGGGAGGAUAUUUUCGAUGCGAUAUACAAUGCCAAGCACAUGAUCUACAUCACCGGUUGGUCGGUCUACACGGAGAUCACGUUGGUGAGGGACCGCAGAAGGCAGAAACCCGGUGGCGAUUUGACCCUCGGCGAGCUUUUGAAGAAGAAGGCUAAUGAAGGUGUUAGGGUUCUUCUUCUAGUGUGGGAUGACCGAACCUCGGUGGGGUUGCUUAAGAAGGAUGGCUUGAUGAUGACUCAUGACGAAGAAACGGGGGAGUAUUUCCGUAAUACGGAGGUGCAUUGCGUUUUGUGCCCGCGAAAUCCGGACGAUGGCCGGAGCAUUAUUCAGAAUAUAGAGAUCGGGACAAUGUUCACUCACCACCAAAAGAUUGUGGUGGUGGAUGGCGAGAUGCCUAAUGGUGGGGGUUCGGACGUCAGGCGGCUCGUCAGCUUCAUUGGCGGCAUUGAUCUUUGCGAUGGCCGUUACGACACGCAGUUCCAUUCCCUUUUCAGGACGCUGGAUUCUGUCCACUACAAUGAUUUCCAUCAGGGAAACAUUGCGGGGGCCACAAUCCAGAAGGGCGGGCCCCGCGAGCCCUGGCAUGAUAUCCACUGCAGGCUCGAGGGGCCCGUCGCUUGGGAUGUACUCUACAACUUCGAGCAGAGGUGGAAGAAGCAAGGCGGAAAGGACUUGCUUCUCCCGCUCCAAGAACUCGAAGAUAUUAUAAUCCCGCCAUCACCCGUCACAUUUCCCGAGGACCACGAGACGUGGAACGUUCAACUAUUUCGCUCGAUCGACGGUGGGGCCGCCUUCGGCUUCCCCGACGCUCCCGAGGAGGCGGCGAAAUCGGGGCUCGUGAGUGGGAAAGACAACAUCAUCGACCGGAGCAUUCAAGACGGAUACAUCCACGCUAUUCGUCGCGCGAGCCGAUUCAUCUACAUUGAGAACCAAUACUUCUUGGGGAGUUCCUUCUCGUGGUACUCGAAGGAUCAUAUCAAAGACGCGGAUGUUGGAGCCCUACACUUGAUUCCGAAAGAGCUCUCGUUGAAGAUCGUGAGUAAGAUCGAAGCGGGGGAGCCGUUUAGAGUGUACGUCGUCGUUCCUAUGUGGCCGGAGGGUUUUCCGGAAUCCGCUUCGGUUCAAGCUAUAUUGGAUUGGCAAAGGAGGACUAUGGAGAUGAUGUACACCGACAUCGUCGAAGCCCUUCGAGCAAAGGGCAUAGUUGCAGACCCUAAGGACUAUUUGACAUUCUUUUGCCUUGGCAAUAGGGAGGUGAAAAAGAGCAACGAAUACGAGCCGCCGGAGAAACCCGAUUCCAACACGGAUUACAGCCGAGCACAACAAGCUAGACGAGGAAUGAUCUACGUCCACGCAAAGAUGAUGAUCGUGGAUGAUGAGUACAUAAUCAUAGGAUCGGCGAACAUUAACCAAAGAUCAAUGGACGGUGCACGAGAUUCGGAAAUUGCGAUGGGAGCUUAUCAACCGUAUCAUCUUUCGUUUACGAGUCCUGCGAGGGGUGAAAUUUACGGGUUACGAAUGGCGUUAUGGUACGAGCACAUGGGAUUAUUGGACGACUCUUUUUGCCAUCCUCAUAGCAUUGAGUGCAUUCAAAGGGUGAACAAAAUAGGUCAGAAGAAUUGGGAUCUUUACACUAAGGAGGAUCUCGAGAAAGAUCUGCCCGGCCAUUUACUUAGCUACCCGAUUGGAGUUUCGUCGGAGGGCACGGUGACUGAGCUGCCCGGAAUGGAGUACUUUCCGGAUACAAAAGCUAGGGUUCUUGGAUCCGUGGCCGAGUACUUUCCUCCGAUCCUCACUACGUAAACUAACACAUUUGAUUAAUUAAUAAACGUGUGGAAUUUUCAAUUGUUGUGCUUUGUUGUGUUUUUUUUUUUUCUUCUUUGGACCUGCAAAAAUUACAGGAAAAUAUGUGAAGAUUGAUUUGUUUGUUUGGAGUUUGUCUAUUCUUGCUACACUAAAACGUUGUUUUAAGUGUUUCUGCUGUACGUAUGUAUGGCUUUCUUGAUGUAAUUUACAUUGGAUAUACUUUUACAAAUUUGUUCUCUUUGACAAUUCGUCGAACAUGUUGUGUUCGAUAUUCUAGAUGAUUGGUUUCACCUACGCUUAAUCGAAUUUUCAGGUUUU
Erythranthe guttata (spotted monkey flower) is the source of this 2965-nucleotide messenger RNA. The record is from RefSeq and is a predicted model, not a curated record. Lineage: Eukaryota; Viridiplantae; Streptophyta; Magnoliopsida; Lamiales; Phrymaceae.